GGCUCUCUUUUCACCCAGCAGCGCAGGGGCGGCGUCGGGCUGCCGGAACGGGCGCUUCCCGGCCUGCCGCUGGUCUCCGGCCGGAGGGAGCUGCCCUGGCGCCUGGCGCAGCUCUCCGGGCACCUGAAGCCGCUCCGGGCCCCUCCCCCCGGCCUGGCUGCGACUGCUCGGGGAGCCUGGCAUGGGGCUCGGGGGGUGAGGGCGCGGCCGCACCGCCGCUUUCCCCCCGGGGGGGGAUGCUUCUGCUGGGCUCCCCGGCUGUUGCCCUGUGACCCGGACCGCAGCGCAGCCGGAGGACUACCAUGGCGAGGCCGAGGCCGUGGGGCAGCGCUCUGCUUCUCCUGGCCCUGCUGUUCCCCCUGGUGCUGCCUUUGGACGCCGGGAGGGAAGCGCUAGAUUCAGAGGCGCCGGCCGCCGCGGCGCCCGGAGCCGCUUCCCUGCCGCUGAUCCAAAUGCUCCUGAGCCAGGCGACCCCCAGAUCCUGGCCCCACGGUCGGGGCCGGAGGCGAGCCAGCGGGCAGCCCCUGCGUUACAUGCGGGACCUCUACUGGAGCCUGGCGGACCGGCACGGCCGGCCCCGGAGGGACUGGCGGCUCUCCGGAAACACCAUCCGCCUGGUCCGGCCCUCCGCCAAGGCCCGCCAGGCUGGGACAGGCUCCUGGUUCAUCUGGGCCCUGGACUACCACCUGCAAGUGCAGUCGCCAGCCCAGCACCUGGUCAGGGCUGCUGUGGUGUACGCUCAGUGGCCAUCCUCGCCUCACGGCCCACUCUGGUGCACGGCCAGCCUGCUCCCCGGCAGAAGUGCCCCGCCAUGGGAGGCGGUCAGCCCAGCUCUGCUGAAGGAUGCGACCACCAAGUCUGCCCUGGACAGCUGGGUGGAGAUGGACCUCUCCUCAAGCCUCCAGCCAUGGACCUGGGCUGCCCAGAAGAGCCACCUGCUUCGCCUGCACCAUGUGUGCAUCUUCCUGGGCUGGGCUCAGGGCUCUCCUCCUGGACCUGGCUGGGGGGACCCCCCAUCCCUGGAGGACCCCUUCUUGCUGCUCUACCUCAACGACACUCAGAAACCCCCCCAGGCCGCCCUGGGGCACUCUGUGCCUUUCCCCAGGGGGCAUCCCCGGGGCUCUGCCCAUGCCCACAGAACCCGCCGGGCUGAUGCACUGGCCCUCGACUUCCCCAGCUACAGCCGCACCCCCAGUGUCAGGCAUAGCGAGUGUGCCCUCCACCCCUUCCGUGUCAGCUUUCGCCAGCUGGGCUGGGACCACUGGAUCAUCGCUCCCCACUGGUACCGGCCCCAGUUCUGCAAGGGUGGCUGCCCCCGCGUCCUGCGCUACGGCUACCACUCCCCCAACCACGCCAUCGUCCAGAACCUGAUCAACGAGCUGGUGGACCAGCACGUCCCCCGCCCCUCCUGUGUCCCCCACGAGUACAGCCCCAUCAGUGUCCUCAUGAUUGAGCAGAACAACAACAUCCUGUACAAGGUCUAUGAAGACAUGAUUGCCAAGUCCUGCACCUGCCGGUGAGCAGCUUCAGUUGGGUGGCUGUGACUUUCCCCCCAGCCGCAUCCCUCUGGCCUCUGGCAAGGACUUUGCAGGCUGCAGAAUGGCCUCCUCUCCUGGGCCUUGGCUCACCUUCCACUGACUGCCACAUCAAGAGGUGAUCCAGGUUUUAAUGCAUCUGGCAACUUUUCACUUGGAUCCAAGACCCUCCUUUCCCGGUGACACAGUGGACUAGCACCUUGGGCUGUUUUAUGCAAGGAUUUUUAUGCACAGGUUGGCAAAUCCUCCUCCUCCUCCUUUUUACAAGAAAAAGAGUGCACUGGCACUCCUGGAACAGUUUCACCUUGACAGAACCUGGUGGAGAACAACUGAAGGAAGCGCAGCCAGCACUCCUGAGAAGGGGCUGUGGUGAAGCAGGUGGGUCCACGGGAGGUGGGAGCCAUGGAUAUUGGCUUUCCUGGGGGUGUCCUGGGGAUGUGGGAUGUAGGUGUCCCUCUGCUUAUGACCACCAGCACUUUGUCUCGCUGCUUGCACAUGGAUCUUGAUGCUGGGGGUUGCGGCCCCUUUUGGCCCAGCAGCUUGGCUGCUUCCUACAGCCUGGUCUGAAGAAAAAGGAUGUGCAGGUUCUGCAGUCACAGGUUCCCCCCCCCCCCCGCCUCUCCAGUGGCCCUCUUCCCCACUGCCAGCUCUCCCUCCUCCAGCAAGGGCUGUGUGGUCUCUAGAGUACCCCCCCCCCCAUUUUUUGCUCCUGCUGCUUGAGGGUCGCUGCUCUGUUGCCAGUUCUUCCCUUUGCUGCUUGUACCUCUCACUCUGCCAAUAAAGUAACUCUCGCUGUCACCUGCAAUCUUGGGAGAUGUCAAGCAGUGAAUUCCUGAAAAAUUUUAAAAAGAGGGCCUUAUGGCGGCGGGGGGAGUGGGAGGGAAGAAUCUGCUGUGGGGGUUCUUUGCUCCCUGAGAAAGCUGUUUCUGGAAGCAAAGGGGGACGCGUAUUUUAAACGAAACGAGAAGGUUGUUUGGGAGAGUGGCUGUUUUGCAGUGGGUUGGGGGCUUGCUCAUCCUGACCCCACCUAGGAGAGAUUGCCAUUUCCACAGCCUGGCCAGACUGAGAGCCCCCCAUACCCACCCCAAGCCCCUUUCUGGGACAGUUGGCCAGGCAGCUGGGCAUUUGAGCUUUCCUCUCCCAUCCUCUGCUUGGUGGAGUCUUGGGGGGAAGGCUCCUGGCUCAGCUUCUGACUGUCUUGCACCUGGGGGUGGAUUGCGCUCCCCCUCCUCCCACUGCCCCUUGCCGUGCAUUUUCGGCCUUGUCUGUGUCUUUUGCGUCACCCUUCUUUGUCUGCACCUUGUCACCUGCCCAGCCUGAAUAAGCUGUCAUAAUUUGGGAAACCUUUCUAUUUAUUAAUUGGUGUAUUUAAAUGCGAUCAUGCAAUAA
Candoia aspera is the source of this 2924-nucleotide messenger RNA. It is a transcript of the gene BMP15, whose product is annotated as bone morphogenetic protein 15. The transcript has 2 exons. The record is from RefSeq and is a predicted model, not a curated record. Gene Ontology annotation, cellular component: extracellular region. NCBI's taxonomy places the organism in Eukaryota, Metazoa, Chordata, Lepidosauria, Squamata, Candoiidae. Gene Ontology annotation, molecular function: growth factor activity; cytokine activity. Bases 303 to 1520 code for a protein of 405 amino acids.